AAAUCAUUAUUGGAAAAUGGAGGUCUCUAUCCAAUAGCCGCACUAAAAAGCUAGAAGAGCGGAAAGCUAAGCGUCAAAUACACUGUUAAAACGUAAUCACGUAUAAUGCUGGCGACAGGAACCUUUACAAGAAUCGUUCAUACAAGGUCGACUGGACAGAGUUUUAGUCUGGUCUUUCCUCCAUCUUUUUGCACUACCAGGGGGCAUCUAACCAACUGUGUUAGACGUUUCACAAUUUCUGUCUCAAGAAGUUUCCCCUUAUCUUGUCAUCUAAAGUUGCACUGUAAAUCUUCACCUUUUUCGUCGUCACAGCAUCAUAGGACAAUGAGUUCCAGCUUGCCAAGAACGUUAAACAGUUUAAAUGAUGCUUUUUCAGACCCGAAUAAAGCACGGGUUGUGAAGCAGCUAGGGUUGAUGAAGCCUCGCAAGCCUUGGUUAGCUAGCUGUACAGAGGAGGCGGCAGUAUUUGUGCCUCUGUGCCUUGUGGACUCUGUUCCUUCAGUUCUCUUUACUCUACGCUCAAGUCAGUUGAAUAGCCACAGAGGAGAAGUCAGGUUAGACUCUAUUUUAUUACUUAUUCAGCCCACUUCCAACUUAUCCUUAACACCUGGACACGUAAGCAGGGCUGGGCUCACUUUGCCAAGAUAACUUUUAUCCCGCUAUCAUGUGAAGCAAGCCAGCCCAGAACUGGGACGCUUACAGAAAGACUGGAAAAACAGUGUUUUGUAAAACCCAUAGUCCUGCAAGUCACUGGUCUGGUUUGCCUGGCUAGCCUAGCCUGAGAAAACAGCUGGGGGUGUUUGAUGAUUCCACCAACUGUUUCCUUAUAAAAUGAUAUCCCUUAUAUAAGCCGACAAGCUUAUAAGCCUACCCCAGUAGGUAGGAUUUGGGGCCUUUUUGGUCUGAAAACAGGUAUACACUUCGCUUAUUUUGGUCUGGAAUCGGGUAUGGUUUUUGAGAGAACUACGGGAGCGUACGAACGUAGUUGAUGAUGAUGAUGAUGAUACCUUUAUUAAAGUGUCAAAACUGUAAUAGCGGUGUAUAACCACUGAGUGGGGACACUAAAAUAGAUUUUAAAAAAAAAUAAAUCAAUUAAUAAAUUAAUUAAAAUUAAGAAAAACUAUGUAGUUAUCAUUUCAAUAAAUGAAUAAGAACAACAUAGAAAUCUGGGAAUUUGAAAUGCAUUUGAAGAAUUUUUUUAGUGUGCGCUCUAAUCUAAGUAAUGAUGACAUAAUUUCUGCCUAAAGGCAAGGUCUGAAAAUAGGUGUAAAAAAUGUCAUUCAGAUUUUCUCAUUGCCUGGGAUCAAAUUUAAUGUUAGGCACCAGGAGCGACUGGGCACUGCAGGAGCAGAACUUUGUUAACUUACUUUGGUGACUGGACUUUGAAUAGAAUUUAAGUAAAAGCACACACCAGCCAUGAGGCUGAUACAGCCAGAACUUAAUUUUCAGUUUCUGUAGGAUAAAGCACCUGUCACCAAUACCCAUUUAUAAACCUGGGUGAAUAAGACCUUUUUUAAGCUAUGGUAAAAGAGGCAACAAAAACAUGCAACUUGUUUUGCAGUGUUACAGUAGAAUGGAAGCAGUGUUACACAUUUUACCUCACACAUUCAAACCUGUCUUGCAACAAAUCAGCUUGCUGCAAGCUUGAAACAAGAUAUGUAUUAAUUAAUUAUAUAAUUAAUAUAUUACAUAUUAAUUUUUUUAGCUUUCCUGGAGGAAAGAAAGAUCCUGAAGACUCAAGUUUAAUAGAGACAGCUAUCAGGGAAAUGGAUGAGGAAUUGGGGUUGGACAGAAGGCAUGUUGAGGUCUGGGCUCCAAUGCCAACAAUGCCUGAUCGGGUAAGGCAUUGUCUGUCAAAAAUUAGUUAAUCUAAUGGUUGUGCUUAAUCUAAAACUUCAGGUACAUUGCACUGUGCAUUACAACGUAGUGUUUAAAAGAAGAAAAGAGAGGAACUUGCUAGUAUUGAUUUUAGUCACUUUUGGUAAGAAAUCUGAUCUUAUCACUUGAAAAGAAAAAAUAUUAAUUUUUUUGGACAAUAAUUUAUAAUGUAUACCCAAACAUCUGAUUUGUAAGAGUAAAGUAUAAUGACAAAUAAUUCUCAGCCCUGUCUUCUCCGCCCAAUAAACAAUAAAAUUAGAGAACAGAAAUUUAAAUAAAGUUGAAAGUUGAAGGUGAGAAUUUUUAAAAGAAAAACUCAGAGAAAUAUUCUUUGACAAUCCAAUUUAAAUCGAUCAUGGUUUGUUUAAAUACUUGUAUUAUUUUGUUGAUAGCUUGGUAAAACUGCAAUCACACCUGUUCUUGGGUUUAUUGGAGAAAUUGAUGUCACUUCACUUCAACUAAAUCCACGUGAGGUAGGUGAAUUAGGUGUUGUUUGGUCUUGGUCCUUAUGGUCCGUUGUCUUUCAAGAUAGCAGGAUUAUAAAAUUACCAUUUCACUUGCUUUACCCUAGGUUGCUUCAGUGUUCACACUUACCCUGGAUCAUGUGUGCAGCACUAACAAUCAAAGAUACACUAAACACAAACACCUUGGAGUAACAAUCAUGAAAAGACCAGUGUUUAUCAAUGGCCCCCAUAGAAUCUGGGGUCUUACAGCUAUUGUCCUGGACUUUGUUAUGGAAGUUUUGUGUCCAGAGUUUUAUCACAGGAUAUUUCAAAUUAAAGGACAUGGCCUGGGAUAAAUUACUUCUCCUUACUGAGCAGAACUUAAGCAUUCAAAAAAAUUUUUUUCAAAGGUCAUUAAAAAUGUUGAUGCCAUUGAGCAAAAGGGCCCUUCCUUGAUAAUGUAGCGUCUUUCAUUUACUGAAAUGUCAGUGAACACUCUGAGAAUCUUUUGACAAAACACCUGCCUUUCAAUAUGACGAUAAAGUUCCAUAUCUUAGAUGUGCAAAGCACACUGUGUAGUUAUCCUUGUAAUAUUGACAUCUGGCUGUCCCCUCUUUGGUGUGGCAUUUUUAACGACAGACAAUCUUUUUUAUACUUAUUUUUGAGGGUGCCUCUAUAAUAAUAUCGCAAUAAAUUACUGCGUGUCAUUAUUUAUAAAGCGUUGACACACGAAAAAAGGCAUAAAAAUUCAUAAGAAUGAAUGGAUCAUAUGGUUGGGGGGGGGUGGGAAAGAGGGGGGUAGGGUUAGGAUUACAAGAAUAGAAUGGACUAUGGCUAUCCACCUAACAAAUCACUACAGAUCCAGUAGAUAAGUAUUAUGGAAACCCCUGGAUAGGAUUUAUCUGGUGGAUAGCAUUAUCCACCUUUUGAAUGCCUGGGGUCUGAUAAGUUUCAUAUAACUUAUGCCGCCAUAUCUCUGUCCGUGCAGGUGGAUUCAGUUUUUACUCUUCCUUUGAUGCAUUUGUGUAAUCCAGUCAAUUAUGGCUACACCAAGUUUACUUCACGUGCUAUCUUACCAGUCUUUAUCAAUGGACCUCACAGGGUAUGGGGACUAACUUCAGUUAUUCUAGAGCAAGCUCUGUUGCUUCUGGUUCCAGAUUAUUACCCACAACAAUUUUGGACAUUUGCAUUCAAACCACUUUUAGCUAAAAUUUAA
Messenger RNA from Porites lobata, 3537 nucleotides. The record is from the annotation of a GenBank genome assembly. NCBI's taxonomy places the organism in Eukaryota, Metazoa, Cnidaria, Anthozoa, Scleractinia, Poritidae.